CACCGAUAUCCGAACCGCCAGUGCCCGACCCGAUCAACAAAUCCCGGCAGCGGCCAGCGGGUAAAAAACCCUAACCUUCUGAGAUAAAACUCAAUCGACAGUUUCAGGCGAGUGGACAGAUAGAGAAGUCGGAGAGGAAGGGAAGCGAGAGUCGAGAGAUAAUAAAAAAUGGUGUCCGGGUCGGGGAUUUGCGCGAAGAGGGUGGUGGUGGACGCCAGGCAUCACAUGCUCGGCCGGCUGGCAUCAAUCGUGGCGAAGGAGCUUCUCAACGGUCAGAAAGUGGUGGUGGUCAGGUGCGAGGAGUUAUGCAUGUCCGGUGGACUUGUUCGCCAGAAAAUGAAGUACAUGAGGUUCCUCCGCAAGCGCAUGAACACCAAGCCGUCUCAUGGUCCAAUCCACUUCCGCGCUCCUUCUAAGAUCUUCUGGCGAACUGUCCGCGGAAUGAUUCCCCACAAGACAAAGCGCGGAGAGGCUGCGCUUGCAAGGCUGAAGGCUUAUGAGGGCGUCCCACCUCCAUAUGACAAGAUCAAGAGGAUGGUUGUCCCUGAUGCUCUCAAGGUGUUGAGGCUUCAGAGUGGACACAAGUACUGCUUGUUGGGUCAGCUAUCAUCUCAGGUCGGAUGGAACCACUAUGACACCAUCAGGGAGCUCGAGGAGAAGAGAAAGGAAAAGGCUAAGUUGAUGUACGAGAGGAAGAAGGGGUUGAACAAACUUAGGGCAAAGGCUGAGAAAGUAGCAGAGGAGAAGCUUGGACCCCAAUUAGAGAUCCUAGCUCCUGUCAAGUAUUGAAGUUCUAGUGUACUGGCUAGUAGUAGCUUACAGUUUUGUUGUUUAGGGAUUAUUGUCCUUGAUGACCGUGCUUGUGAACGCAAUUAUGCCUGAGAAAGUGGAAGUUGAAUGUAUCGAAGACUUCAGCCUUGCUAAUGUCUGUUUGCCGGUAUGUUUCUCCCAUGAAUUUAGAUGCAUCAGAAUGGGCUAAAUUACACUACACGCUUGGUCACU
Linum tenue is the source of this 1002-nucleotide messenger RNA. The record is from the annotation of a GenBank genome assembly. NCBI's taxonomy places the organism in Eukaryota, Viridiplantae, Streptophyta, Magnoliopsida, Malpighiales, Linaceae.